Xenopus laevis (African clawed frog) is the source of this 3939-nucleotide messenger RNA. It is a transcript of the gene krt23.S, whose product is annotated as keratin 23 S homeolog. Gene Ontology annotation, biological process: epithelial cell differentiation; intermediate filament organization. The coding region runs from base 213 to 1466 and encodes 417 amino acids. The record is from RefSeq and is a predicted model, not a curated record. Gene Ontology annotation, molecular function: structural molecule activity. The transcript has 8 exons. Lineage: Eukaryota; Metazoa; Chordata; Amphibia; Anura; Pipidae. Gene Ontology annotation, cellular component: intermediate filament; cytoskeleton.
AGGAGGCUUGGCUCUUAUUGAAAAUAAUAACAGGGAGAUCCAGGUUUGAGCAAUAGUAAAAGGUACUUAAUGAGAGAUGACACAAUACUAUUUGCAUUGCUUGGCAACUCCCCCAGUGAAUGACAUAAAGUACACAAGCAAAGAUACUCUUCAUCUAUACAGCAACUGUACUGGCAGCUGAUGCCCGAGACGCACUCCAACUUGAUGCCAUCAUGACUUUCAACUCUAACUUCCACUUCUCAUCGUCCUCCUUCAAUGAAAGCUUCUCUCAAGUAAGAAUCUCUUCCAGCUCCUCCAGUUCACACGGCGCCAGCAAUGGAAUCCAGAGCCGGAUCUCCAAGCCCAUCUCAUGUUCCUCCAGUUCAGGAGCCUUUGACUAUACAAGGGAUUUUAGGGACACUCUGACCACCCACAAUGGCAAAGAGACAAUGCAAAACUUAAAUGACCGCCUGGCCUCCUACUUAGAAAAAGUCCGCUCCCUGGAAGAGGCCAAUACUGGUCUGGAAACUAAAAUCCAGGAAUGGCACAAGAACAGGGCUCAGAAGCACAAACGGGAUUAUAGCAUGUAUGAGAGGACCAUCGCUGAGCUGCAAUCUCAGCUCCUAGAUGGGCACAUGAAUGGAGCAAAGAUAAAACUACAGAUGGAAAAUGCAAAAUUAGCUCAUGAUGCCUUCAAACGCAAGUACGACACAGAGAAAACGAUACGCACCGCCCUGGAAGAUGACUUGGAGAGUUUACGUAGAGCAAUGGACAAUCUCACCAUUGUACGGACAGACCUGGAGAUGGAAGUUGAAGGAAUGAGAAAAGAACUGAUCUACAUGCGGAUGGGCCAUGAAGAGGAUAUGAAGCUUGCCCAGUUUCAGAAGAAAGGCUCCUCAGUAGAUGUGAAAGUUGAUGCACCCCCAUCAGUUGAUUUGGCCAAGACCAUAGCAGAUAUAAGAAAGGAGUAUGAAGCGCUCAUUGAGAAGAGCCGUAAGGAUUCUGAAGACUGGUACAGUAAGCAGUCGUCCACCGUAAAGCAGGAGGUGAGAUCCAACACAGAGGCCCUGCAGAGCAGCAGAAACCAGAUCAAGGACCUGAAACGCACCCUACAGACCUUAGAGAUUGAACUGCAAGGAGAGAUGAGAAGGAAACAUGGACUUGAAGGCACAUUAGCUGAAACUCAGGCCAAUUCAACAGAGCAGCUUCAGAAGAUGCAGUCGACGAUAUGCAGAAUGGAGGCUGAGCUGAGUAACGUGAGGGAUGAGCUUGAACGACAGAACAUUGAAUACCGGGCUCUUCUUGAUAUCAAGACUCGCCUUGAGAAUGAGAUUGCUACAUACAGGGAGCUUCUGGAAGGAAACAAGAUGAGGGGAAGACCAGGCAGUUCAGAAGGUGCUAAUCGGAAAAUCACAACACUAGUGCAAGAUAUGGUCAAUGGAAGGGUGAUAUCUACCAAAGUGAGUGAAAUACCCAAAAAGCUGUGAAGACUAGAGCCAAACUUAAAGGACUGGGAAUGGAAACAAAAUGAAGAAGACUGUCUCUUCCCAGUGUGAUAAAGCUAUAUUCUGUUUACAUAUGCUAAAAUUUGUUAUUGUACACUUGGUGAAACAUAGAUGCAGUCUCUGCCUUUAGACUGUCCAUCUUCAUUUGUAUUAAUGAAAUGAGCAAAAUCAGUGGAGUUGUUAAAGUUAAUGAGGAACUGCUGGACUGAUUAAUACACCAGAGACUCUACAGGCUUGGCAAGCUCAGAAGGUGUACAGUAAGUAGGUAAGAUAUUGUAGAUAUGUCUCUUCUGACCUAGCACCUUCUGUAAGGGGUACAUACACUUAAACAUGAUGGUGAGAUAUUUGGAAAGGUUUGAAGCACUAAUGACAUUUACGGGGUAAUAAAAGUCUAAAGUUUGCCAUAGUUACCAAUUAGAAGUGUAUUAACAGCUAACUAAAGGUUACUAGACAAGGAACAACCCAUAAACUGUUCAUGACAUAACCUCCUAUGGACUGGACAUUGCCUAUGGACUGAAGAUAAAAAAACACUGAUAACAUAACUCAGUGUUGUUCCCAACGUGUAUAAAAAGAUAGGUGCUCUCCUUAAUGGACAUUCUAAAUUGGUGCAGUACACCUUGAGUUGAGAUUACUCCAUUCAGUUAAUUUACUGUGACCAGAGCCCUUCUGCUUAGAGUAUGGCUGCUCUUUGAACCUUGUGCUAUUGGGGAGUUGAUAAAUACAAGGCCCAAUUGUGGCUUGUGUCCGCCAUCAUCUGAUUGACACCCAAGUUAGGGGAUAGGUAGGGGAAGUUAAACCUCUGUGCCUCCCCCUUUAUGAAUACAGCUCUGCCAAAUGUAGGCAGUGUUGUAUUCAUGGGGACUGAAUUGGAGUGUAGACACCUGCGACAAUUGAAUUGGAAGGAAGGGUUUUUUUUUUUGCCCUUUCUAUAUAAACAUAUGAAAUAACAGAUGAAUAAAUCCUUAUUGCACACCCAACUAGGAUGUGCCGUACCAGUUUAGAAUUCACUGGACUGCGGGAGUUUACAGAUGUUAAAUAUUAUUCCUGACUCGGCUGAAUCUUGUGUUAGAACCUCAGCUGUGACAUUUGGCUUGAGUAGGAGAAUCCUUAAAUCUUAGUCUUUGAGGCAGAUUGAUCAAUUUUGAAUCUGAGUGGAAUAAAAAGGGACAACACACUUUUUGGUGACCCAUGUUUUUAAUUCUUGAGCACAAGCAAAUUUAAGCGGUCACAUAUUGUCGUGGAAAGGGUUUCACAGAAAAGAAAACCACAUUAUCGCUCUUUAACUAGAAAAAAUCUUCAUUGACUUCUAUAGUCAGUAAACCAUAAUGACUCCAGUUUUCCAAAAUAUUUUAAAAUAACCUUCUCCUGCAUAUUUGCAUUUCUAGACACAUUUUUUCUCAAAUUUCCAUAGAUCUGCCUCUCUGAAUCUGAGCACUCAUUCUGCUCUACAUUCAUUUGCUGAUCAAUUUUUCAUGUGUUUCUGCAAGUCUAUCUCCUUGAGUUUUAGGUAAACCUUUUUUUUAGAUUGUAAGCUUUCUGGGGAAUGGUCCCCUUGUGGCUAAAUAACAAAUUGUACAGUUCUGUAUGAGUAACACUGUAUUAAGAUAUUGAAAUAAAGGCCCAUAAUGGAGGAGAAAAGAAUACGAUCUGGUAAUUGAGAAUGGAUACAUAUAAAUGUUGUAGGAUACAGAUAGAAUUCAAACAGCACAAGGAACAUGUUUCCGAUGAGACAGAAAGAGAGAAGUUGUUGAGAAGAAGAUAUUUAAGCAUAGGUAUGUUACAUGGUUUUGUCCUAUUGGCAGUUGGAAGUGCUAUAGGAAGGACAAACACGUUUUUUAGACUGUAGAUGGACAUAGAAGAAGACAAGUCUUGCUGGCAAGGAUGUAUCUUUAGGAUUACUUUACUUCCUUAAGUUUUAAGGUCACCAUGUAUAUGGAGUAUCACCCUCCUAUUUAAGAAUAGGAUCAACGAAUUACUGCUUUGUAGACAUCCUUUCCAACACAACCAAAAAAGUGUGUUUUUUUUACUCUAAAACAAAUUCUUUCGGCCAUUUUUAGAGUUUUAGAACCUUAGGGCAGGUUGCCAGAUUCUCAGGUACUGUAUAUGAAGUCAGUCAGCCAAUACAGUAUCCAAUUAAGGUGGUAAAUCGGCUGCACCCCUUUAAGACAUGCAAUCCAUAGACCCUAAAGAAUCCAAGAUAUAAACAUAGUUCAGAAAAGUGUGUUCUUGACGGAAGUGACGUGGAACCGAGUCUUCCUUCCUGCACUGACUUUUUCUUUCAGGUCCAACCUGCUCACUGCUGAUGUUCCAAAGAUAAAAUUAUUUUGUGAUUGUUGUUAAGUUUCUGAUGUUGUGAGAAUUGUUCUUGCAAAAUGUUAAAAUAUGUCUAUUCCCUUUUGUUCCUGAUAUUUAAAGAUACCUGUGACCUUUAUAAUAAAUACAUCUAUUCUAAUAA